Guyanagaster necrorhizus is the source of this 517-nucleotide messenger RNA. RefSeq lists its product as uncharacterized. The record is from RefSeq and is a predicted model, not a curated record. Lineage: Eukaryota; Fungi; Basidiomycota; Agaricomycetes; Agaricales; Physalacriaceae. The transcript has 2 exons. Bases 19 to 477 code for a protein of 152 amino acids. Gene Ontology annotation, molecular function: carbon-sulfur lyase activity.
GCUUACUACUCAACUCCCAUGGGUGAAGAUAUUGAAACCAACGGCGGAUGCUACUGUGGGCAACUACGCUACACAGUUAAAGGCCUACCUCUUCUAAGCGCCUAUUGUCACUGCACACUCUGUCAGAGGCUCAACGCCGCAGCGUUCAUUCACACCCUCCAUUUCGCCAAUUCAGCUUUUGCCUGGACUCGAUUCGAAGGGGGCGAAGUCCGCAUAUACGAGGUUGCGGAUAAACCAUGGAAAAAGCGACAUCGUUGCGCGAACUGCGGUUGUACAGUCGCCUCAUACAACGCAAAGAAGGAUGAAUGGAGUGUUUGGGGUGCACAGUUGGACAGAGAUAACGCAGGGAAGAGAAUGAACUUGGAGAAAUUGAAGCCGACUGCGCAUACUUUCUACGAGACCAGGAUGGUUGAUAUUGUUGAUGACCUGGGCAAAUGGGAUGGAUACGAAGGCUUAUCAAACAGACUUCCGAUGUAAUCUGAGAGAAUGACAGAAAGAAAUACCAUUAUGCCAUGAC